Molecule: messenger RNA, 796 nt
Organism: Nematolebias whitei (Rio pearlfish)
Lineage: Eukaryota; Metazoa; Chordata; Actinopteri; Cyprinodontiformes; Rivulidae
Gene: dapp1
Product: dual adaptor of phosphotyrosine and 3-phosphoinositides
Exons: 9
Coding region: 1-756 (251 amino acids)
Source: RefSeq, a predicted model, not a curated record
AUGAGCGUCUACAGUGAUGCCUCCAACGAGGACAUGAGCGACGAGCUGGAGACUUUAGGGUGGUACCACUACGACCUGUCCCGGCACGCUGCAGAGGCCCUUCUCCUGUCCAACGGGGCGGAUGGAAGUUACCUCCUGAGGAACAGUAACGAUGGUCCAGGUUGUUUCGCUCUGUCCGUCAGAGCGAAGGACUCGGUGAAGCAUUUUCAAGUGACGCGCAGAGACAACGUCUACAUGUUCGGGUUUAAUGAGUUCUCCAGUUUUCAGGAUUUCAUCAACCACUUCGCCAACCAGCCUCUGCUGGGGAGUGACACAGGAACACUCAUGGUGCUCAAGUGUCCGUACCCGUGGCACGUGGAGGAGCCGUCCAUCUACGAGUCUGUGCGGGUUCACACCGCCAUACAGACGGGCCGCACGCAGGAUGAUCUGGUGGCUAUUGCACCUGCGCUUGGCACAAAGGAGGGGUACCUGGUGAAACAAGGUGCGUUUGUAAAGAGCUGGAAACAGAGGUGGUUCACACUCUACCGAUAUGAACUGAAAUACUUCAAAGACAAAAUGUGUGAGGAGCCCAUUCGGACCCUGGAUCUAAGAUCGUGCUCUGCAGUCCAGUUUGACUACUCUCAGGACAGAGUCAACUGCUUCUGCCUGGUGUUUCCCGAGCGAACGUUUUACCUCUGUUCAAAAACAGGAGUGGAGGCAGAUGAGUGGAUCAAGAUCCUUCAGUGGAAACUGUCUCAGAUAAGAAAAGGUCGAUGACUGCCGUCCCUCCAGACACAAGAAAGCAGUUAACUGAGAG